AAUUCAGUAUUUAGGGAGAGAUCGCACUGGCCCUGUAUCUUGUGAGCAGCUUUAUUUUCAAAAGAAGAAAGGUUGUAAAAAUGUUUUGAUUGAAUAUAAAGAUGCCCAAUCAUCUAGAGAAUGCAGUUGAUGUUGAUUUUAUUCUUAAAACCGCAAUUGAGAGAGAUCCGAAGAAGAGAAGGGUGAAACCUGUAGAUACUCAAGCAAUAAUAAAUUUCGAAGAUUUAGAAGAAAGCUCAGAUGAUUCCGAUUUUCGAAUUGAAGACCAUCCAGAAGCUACAGAUGAUGAUGAUUCCUCAAAUUCUGAUGGAAAUGAUGAUAGUAGCAGUGAUGAGGAAGAAGAGUCAGAUGAAUCUGAUGUUAAUGAAGAAUUGAAAGCUUUAGAAUAUUCAAAAGAUGAUGGUUUUGCAGUAUCAGAUUUAUUAAAUGAAGCCACUUUCCAAUCAGAUAAAUACACACAGCUAGCGGACAAAUACACUGAAAUACUCAUUUGUUUUGGUUGCUUGGGCGAUCACAGUGAUAGUGUAAAUGAAAUUGUUGAAUGUGACAGCUGUGGAGUAACAGUACAUGAAGCAUGUUAUGGAGUAUCAGAUACCGCUAGUUUGUCCAGUACCGAUUCUUUAUCACCUACAGCUCCAUGGUUUUGUGAAGCAUGUAAAGCAGGAAUCACAAACCCCAUAUGUGAAUUAUGUCCAAACUCUGGUGGUAUCUUUAAAGAAACUGACGUUGGAAAAUGGGUUCAUUUGGUAUGUGCCCUAUAUGUGCCAGGAGUUGCAUUUGGGGAAGUUGACAAACUCACAAAUGUUACCCUCUUUGAAAUGCCAUACAAUAAAUGGGGAGCCAAAAGCUGCAGCUUGUGUACAGAUGAGAGAUUUGCAAGAACUGGAGUUUGUAUAGGUUGUGAUGCAGGAAUGUGUCGAACUUACUUUCAUGUCACUUGCGCUCAAAGGGAAGGAUUUCUUUCUGAAGCUCAUUCUGAGGAGGUAGAUCAAGCCGAUCCAUUCUAUGCUCAUUGUAAAUUACAUUCCGAUAAAACAUUGGUGAAAAAACGAAAAAAAAACUACUUGGCAUUGCAAUUGAGAACACACUACAGAUAUUUACAAUUCCAAAAAGAAGGCCAUUCCACCUCUGUUGAACAGUUGAGGAUAAAAAGAAAGUUAGAAAAACAAAAAGUACAUUAUUUGAAUCACAAGUCUUCAAAACCUUUACCUUGGGUCCCAACUCAAAAGAUGCCUAGGCUCUUGACAACAAGUGCUUCAGCAUGUAAAAGAUUACUUAAAAAAGCUCAACUGAUGGGUAUUGAUACUUUAGCUUUGGAAAUGCAGGAUGCACAAAUUGCAGCUCUACAAGAUAUUAGGAAAAAAUGGCAUAUAUCUCCUGCUUUCAGUGUAGAAUUCAUUGCUUACUAUAUGGACAGAAAUGAUAGGUUAAAAGGUAUGAAAGAUACAUUAGAAAAGUUAUUGGAGGAGAAUAAAGCCCUACUAGAAGAACAACAAACACUUAGAACAAAAUAUGAUGAGUUACUCAAAAAUAGCGCUGAACCAUCAAAAAAGGAAAAAGAUCUGAAACAGGCCAUACAUAAAUUUCACUCAGCUAUUCUCAGUGCAUCUCCUACAAAAAAUUUACCUGAUAUAGAAAAUCUUGGUAAACCCAAUAUUAUAAGACCUACACAACCGAUGAUGGUACCUACUGCAGCGGCGCUUAAAAUGGGGGUAGGGUUUCCUCUGAACAAUAUGGCACCAGGAAGAACAGAUAGGGUACUGAGUAGCCAUGCCAAACAAGAUCCACUUUUACUCAAUGAAUGUGCCACAUGUAGACAAAGAAGGGAUCAACAUUUAUUAGCCAAAUGUGAUACAUGCAGCCUGUUCUAUCAUUUAGAUUGCUUGAGUCCUCCAUUGACAAGACUACCCAAAAAAUCAAAAUUAUAUGGUUGGCAAUGCUCAGAAUGCGACAAAUCGUCAGACUCUGAGGUUGAAGAACUGAACACACCACGUCGUAGCAAAAGCAGAUACAGUAGAGAAGCUCGAUCUGAUCCUGAAUCUCUAACCCCUAUCAUUAAAAUAAAACCAUUGGAACUUUACAACAACCCCAAAAUUGUGAUAAGGUCAAUGAGUUCUGAGGAAAACUUAGUUGAUUCUAAAGUGAUAAUUAAGGCAGCAGAUGAAGAAAAAUUUGAAGAAAUUGAACCAGAACAAGUAAAAACAUUUGAAAACAUAAGUGUUACAAAUGGCAGUGAAGGUCAUAAGUCAGGAAAGAAGAGGAGAAGAGAAAAACAUCGUUCUAGAUAUUCUCCUGAUCUGGGAAGUUCUGGAAAAGAACAUAAACGUAAAAGAAAGAAGAAAAGCAUUGAUAUUGAUGAUAUGCCGCAUCCUAGAAUCACGAUAAAGAUAAAACCAAUACCUCUUCCAGAUGGGGAAGUACCAUCUGAAUCAAACCCUCAGAGAUUUUAUGUUCCACAAGAAAAUGGAGAUCAAGGCCCCCCAGAUAUACCUCCUAAAACAGAAAUAAAAGUAAGAAGUCCGCGUAACUUGAUAUCUAAGCCAACAUUAGAACUUCCUAAAGUUAUGAAUAAGGCUGAAAAGAAGAGUACUGAGAGUCAUUGUCAUGUUUGUGCGGAAGAAGCACGUAGCAAUGAAUCUGUUAAAUGUGAUGAAUGCCUGAAUCUUUAUCAUUUCCUUUGUUUGGAUCCUCCACUAAAGAAGACACCUAAAAGAAGAGGAUAUUCUUGGCAUUGUGCUGAUUGUGAUCCUACUGGAUCAGAAUAGAUGGCGAAUUUAAAUUAUAAUUUAUAGUGUAUUCAUAGUAUUAAGAACUUUUAAAAAUGUACUUUUUUGAAAUAAAUUCAAAUUUGAUUGUAA
Messenger RNA from Harmonia axyridis, 2858 nucleotides. Its product is annotated as PHD finger protein 14. The transcript has 13 exons. The coding region runs from base 102 to 2765 and encodes 887 amino acids. The record is from RefSeq and is a predicted model, not a curated record. NCBI's taxonomy places the organism in Eukaryota, Metazoa, Arthropoda, Insecta, Coleoptera, Coccinellidae. Gene Ontology annotation, biological process: regulation of transcription by RNA polymerase II.